AAGGUCAAAGUUCCUGGUUGUUUCUAUAUAGUGCACACCAUUGUCCCAUGUACAUGUACGUACCUAUAGUCGACCCUGUGCCAUAGCGUAGCCAUGGCCGUGAAGAGGAGAGCUACGCGGCCCGUCAAGACCUCCUCUAGGGCAGGGAGAGGCACAGACUCAGGAGGAGGUAGAGUAGGACAGCAGAGUGGAGCGAUAGUGCUGUCAAUAGCCGUGCUAGUGUGUGCCUGCCACUGGUGGUACUUGUCAGCACUUCAUGAGAAUGACUUGUAUUUCUCCCAUCUCUCUACCCUCGAGCGUGAGCUCAGCUUUAGGACUGAAAUGGGACUGUAUUACUCGUACUACAAGACUGUGGUGAACGCCCACACACUCUCCUCAGGACUGGCAUCUCUGAUGAGAGACAAUAUCACAGAAUAUCCGUCCACCAUCAACACUCUAGGCAGGUUCAACCUAGCCCCGGAAGUGAUACUGGGAGUCAUGUUCCGAGGUGUGAGGUCCCUACUCUCUGUAACCAGUGUCAGUAGUGUGGAGUGCUUCACUAUAUCACGAGGACGUGGGCAGGCUCCAGUGGAGACAUGCAAUGGUAUUGGAGACCCUGUCUAUUUCUAUGUGCAGAGUGUGUUUGCUAUCAAUGGACUCCUACCUGCUAUUCUAUUCCUACUAGCAGUCACCAUGAGCGGCAGUGUGAUGAGUGGAUGUACGUGUCUACUCAUGUUCCUGUACAACCACACUGAAGCCACUCGUGUUAUGUGGACCCCUCCACUCAGAGAAAGCUUUGGUAUUCCACUCAUCUAUCUCCAGCUACUGGCACUGUCAAGGAACAUCAGAUGCCCCUCCCCCCUCAAUGCGGUGUUACUGGUGUUCUCAACAAUGGCCAGUCUUACUAGUUGGCAGUUCACUCCAUUAGCUCUAACUACACAAACUAUGUGUCUGUGUGCACUGUGGUCUCUGUCACUACUAACCUCUACUAGGCUACUGGUCAAUGUAGGGACUCUAGCAGUGUCUUUGCUGGUCAGUUGCCUACUACAGUUUGGGAAUACAGCGCUCCUUUCUUCCUUCCUUGCUGCCUCUUUAUUAGCAGCAAUGGUGACAGUGUGUGUUCGCUGGACCAUCACACGUCACAUGUCACGCCCACUCAUUCAGAUGCCCCGCCCACUCAUCAUGAGAGCCAUCCUAGAGCUAUUGCUAACAGUCGGACUAACACUGUCUAUUAAACUACUUCUCAGCAAAGUUCUCAAUAAUGCAGACAAUGCACACAUUGGCACACUGCUGCUCUCCAAACUAACCUCCUACAAAGAUUUCCACACUCAACUUUAUCUCUGCUCUAAAGAAUUUGACUAUCUCCCUUUGACCUUUGCACUCAACACCACCUUGACGCUGCUACUGCCGAUGGCCGUGGUAGUCAUGGCAACAGGUUUAUGGACCAUACUAAUAAAGAAACAAGCGAUGACCUUUGAACCUAUCGACACAGUAAAAGUGUACCACAUUCUCCAGUGCUUGUGGUUCGUUGUCAUGGCAAUGCUAAUAAUGCGGCUCAAGGUGUUCCUCACCCCUCAACUUGCACUUCUAUCAUCAUUGGUUGCCAGUAGCAACAACACGGUGAAGAGGCAGUGGGUGUGGCUGUUCUUAUUGUGUGCUUCCAUCUCUGGAGUGUACAAUGUGUACAAUGAAAUGAGUGUUGUGGGAGAGUUCAACAAUCCAUCCCAAGAAGAGCUUGUUACCUGGGUGAAUACAUCAACCAAUCAGAAUGCAGUGUUUGCCGGAGCUAUGCCUACCAUGGCAACCAUCAAGCUAGUAACGGGGCGUCCUAUAGUGAAUCAUCCCCACUAUGAGAAUGAAAGAUUGCGAGCGCGUACUAAGUUAGUGUACAGUGUGUACAGUCGUCAGCCCCCCUCUCUUGUGGCAGCCAGUUUACGCUCGCUGGCAGUUAGUCAUGUGAUAGUGGAGGGGGUGUGGUGUCACAAGGCGUACAAAGAUGGCUGCUCAUUCGGUGAGGUCUGGGACUCUGAGGACCCUAGCAACCGUCACCGUCCUCUGUUCUGUGAUCUGAUUGGUCAGGAGAUAGAUGGAUUUAAAACUGUUUUCAGGAACAAUGACUACACUGUAUUAGAGAUAGCUUGAGCAUUCAACAAUCAAUUUCUAUUUUUGUACAAACUUUUACAAAAUGUACAAAAUUUGUUCUGCAAAAAAAAUUAUAAUGUGGACAGAAAAUAAAA
Messenger RNA from Halichondria panicea, 2216 nucleotides. RefSeq names its product protein C-mannosyl-transferase DPY19L1-like. The transcript has 15 exons. The coding region runs from base 94 to 2121 and encodes 675 amino acids. The record is from RefSeq and is a predicted model, not a curated record. Gene Ontology annotation, molecular function: mannosyltransferase activity. NCBI's taxonomy places the organism in Eukaryota, Metazoa, Porifera, Demospongiae, Suberitida, Halichondriidae. Gene Ontology annotation, cellular component: nuclear inner membrane.